This is a messenger RNA of Lepus europaeus (European hare), 2419 nucleotides long. RefSeq lists its product as uncharacterized. The record is from RefSeq and is a predicted model, not a curated record. The transcript is spliced from 3 exons. NCBI's taxonomy places the organism in Eukaryota, Metazoa, Chordata, Mammalia, Lagomorpha, Leporidae. Bases 67 to 624 code for a protein of 185 amino acids.
GCGGCGCGGGCCCGGGUUGAGGGAGGCGGGUCUCCCUCACACCGGGUCCGCCCGCGCUCUCGGACCAUGAGUUCCAGCUUGACUCCCAUCGCCGAGUCGCCCUCCGUCGCGAAAGACCCCGCGACACAGCCGGUUCGGGUCACAUGGGACCUGGCCCGGUCCGAGGACCGAGAGGCCGCCGCGCAGGCGACCCCCGGCCCCAGCGCCCCCCGGGGCCCCGAGUUGCGACGCGACAGGGUCGGCAGCCGCGCGGAGCGGGUCCUCGGGGUCCACCCGCAGCUGUGCUUCCUGCCGCCGCGGGCCUCGCAGCCUCUGGUGCUCGUCAGCGGCAUGAAUUCCAGUGAGGCAGCCGUGAGACGUUUCUUACCCAAGAACCACUUGUCCCGAGUGAUCAUCCGUGACAACCUGAGUGCCCAGCGCAUCUGUGAGAUGGAGAUGAGAGCAUCAGAGAAGACCAAGAGAAAGAGGAGCCACCUGCACGACCACCUGAAGAAGAAGUUCAUGCUGGAACAGCUCCGGAAGCUGGAGCGCUGGAGGCGGGAGUCCAUGAGCAUCCGGCAGUACCUGUACAGCCUGCCGCCCGUGUACAAGUUCCAGUCCCACAAGAGAAGCCAGCCGCCCUAGCCAGGGCAGAGCCACAUGCCCAGGGUCACCGUGAUGCCCGUCUGAUGGGAGGAAACUGGGAAGAAGCCAGCCCAUGCCAGCGUGGAAUAAUAAACUGAGACCAGCAGACAGCAGAGCACAAAAAAAAAAAAAAAAAAAAAGAACCACAAAACUGAGCAGUGCUACUGUUCCUUGCCCCAGCCGUCGCCCGUGUCCUGGAGAAGGUGAUGCUGACAGGCCAGUCCGUGGCCGAGGAAGAAAUUCAGCCUUCAGCACCCGUAUGUGUGUGUGCGCUGGCAGGCCAGGACAGGGACAUGGGGCCCGUGGUAGCUGAGAUGGGAGGGGCCUCAAAUACCGGGCAUUCCAGUGGUAAGGAGGUCAGGGUUGGGGCCGGCGUGUGGCUCACUUGGUUAAUCCUCCGCCUGCGGCGCCAGCACCCAGGGUUCUAGUCCCGGUUGCUCCUCUUCCAGUCCAGCUCUCUGCUGUGGCCCUGGCGGGCAGUGGAGGAUGGCCCCAAGUGCUUGGGCCCUGCACCCGCAUAGGAGACCAGGAGGAAGCACCUGGCUCCUGGCUUCAGAUUGGCAUGGUGCCGACUAUAGCAGCCAUUUGGGGGGUGAACCAACGGAAGGAAGACCUUUCUCUCUGUCUCUCUCUCUCUCACUGUUUAACUCUGCCUGUCCAAAAAAAAAAAAAAAAAAAAAAAGGAGGUCAGGGUCGGGCAUCAGACCUGGCUUAAGUGGCUCUUUCUUGAAGCUGCCUAUCAGCCCUGUGACCUUGUAAGCUCCUCCAGCCUCCAUUAGAGUGACAGGAAGAGAGAGAGAGGAAGAAAGAGAGAGAGGAAGAGAGAGAGAGAGAGAGAUCUCCCUUUUGCUGAUCACUCCCCAAAUGGCCACAACAGCCAGGGUUGGAGCAUGCUAAGGUCAGGAGCCAGGAACUCCAUCCUGAUCUCCCAUGUGGGUGGCAGAGACCAGAGACUUGGGCCGUCAUCUGCUGCCUUCCCAGGAGCGUUAGCAGGGAGCUAGGUCCGAGGCAGAGAAGCUGGAACUUGAUAAGCGAGGCCGGGGUUGCAAGCAGCAGCUUAACCUCUCCCCACCCCCACCCCCAGUGCCACAAGGCCAAGGCCAGGCCCCCGUUAUCCUACUCUGAAAGGGUGGGGGCAGUAGCAGGUGCAGCUGCCAUGAAGUACUGACGGAGGCCGUCCCGGGCUUGGCCCUGGGCCUGGCACUCCCCGAGGCUGUCAUGAGGACUCCGGCCUUGCUGGUCCCCACUCUGAGCUCUGUGCGCUGUGCCCGCCACACAUUGAGAGUCUCCACGCUGUGCCUUCACUGUGAAGAACCCUCUAGAAUGUCUCAGCUCCCAUAGUUAUCUCAGCGGCGCUUCCCGUGAGGCGGUUCCUGUCUGCCCUUCCCCUGCGUCCCGUGGGCUUCCUCUCCCGUCUGAACUGGGAUGACUUGGGGCGGCUUCAUUUCUGCCUCACCGUCUGGUGUCGGUCCUAUUCCUCGGAUGAGAGGGACUUGGAGAAGCUCAUGGGAAAUGAAAUGGAAAGGUAAAUUUACUUUGCUGCGAAGCGCGUGGCAAUCCGUACUUCCAGAUUUCCUGCCUGAGAGUUCACAGUUCCCACGAUCUUUGUGGAGACCCCUGGUCCAUCCCCUGGGGGCCCGGGGCAGGCAGAGGCUGCGCAAGAUUUUGGGUUCCAUUCGGGUUUCCCUUCUUUGGUGCGCCCCCAGCUGGCCCCAGCAGAGAAGGCCCCUCCCUCUGAGCCCUGUGCACCACGCCCCGGUCUGCACACCACGUGUCCUGGGUCCCGAGGUGGCUG